UGUACCUCCACGAAUGCGUCUCAGAUUUUAUUGGACUUUCAACAAUUUAAAAUUCUUCCUUUUCCUUUUAAAAAUGCAUGGUCAGAAAAUUUCAGGCUGAAAGUUAAGUUCUGAAACAAUCAUCUUGAGUAAUUUUGCAAUCGGCUUCUACUUUUUCAUGUCAAAAGUUGAAGAUCUAAAGCAGAUGUCUACCCGAAAUGGCGUGUACAUUGUUCAAGGGGAAAUGUCUCUUGUUGUGGCGGCUUUACGAAGAAAUGUUCGUGGGGUCUCUCACAGUCACCAGGAUGAAGAACAAGAUCCAUUACUUCAUGGAUUUUCUCAACUUAAGGACCAGCUUGUCACUAUUUCUGAUUUAAGUGAAAUCGAUGUAAACACUUUCUUGGGUCCAUUUCUUGAUGUGAUCAGGUCGGAAGACACAACAGGACCUGUCACUGGUGUUGCGUUAUCGUCUGUCAACAAAUUUUUGUCUUAUGGACUUGUUGAUCCAGCCAGUGAAAGUGCAGCAUCUGGUAUUGAGAAUCUGGCUGAUGCUGUCACUCAUGCUAGAUUUGUAGGCACAGACCCCAGCAGUGAUGAAGUAGUACUCAUGAAGAUUCUUCAGGUGCUAAGGACACUGCUGCUAACACCUGUUGGUGCACACAUGACAAAUGAGUCAGUUUGUGAGAUCAUGCAGUCCUGCUUCAGGAUUUGUUUUGAAACAAGACUUAGUGAACUACUUCGUCGUUCUGCUGAACAGACCUUGAUGGACAUGGUGCAACUUCUUUUUUCAAGACUCCCUCAAUUUAAAGAAGAGCUUAAGUCAGGGAUGGUCCCUAAUAUAAGAAAGGUCUUCAAAAGAGCUGGAGCCAUGGCGACUGGAAAAAGAAAGAAGCAUAUGUCCCCUAAACCAAGACGAGGUCACCUUGAAGAGAUGCCCCCUACAACAACAAUAACAACAGUAGCUACAACAACAACUGAAACUUCCUCUGAUCUUCUGAAAGAGGAUAUCAAACAUGAAAAUGUGUCUGAAACAGAUCCUACUCUGCAAGAAAAUAUCAUUCAGGAGUCUUCUAAAAUGUCAGAUUGUGUACCAGAACAACCUAUUCCCAAUCUGGACACAGGCAAGUCUGCUCUUAAUGAGGAAGAGCCAUCUAUAGCAUCACAGCUUAUGAGUAGCGAGGUAGAAGGGGAUGGUCUGAGCAUGGAAGGAGUUGUUAUGUCUGAAGAUGAACGAGAUGUGGUAUGUGAAAAACGAGUGGAAGAGGUUGGCCCAGAUAUUGUUGCUAGCUCCCUCGUGACAGAGGAUGAUGGUCAUGUGAAAGAAUUGAUGGGAAGUACUGCAUCAUUAGAAACGGUUGAGUCAGAGGACUUGUCGGAAGCAGCAGAGGGAAGCCAAACAGAAGCAAUGCUGCAACAGGAUGACUAUGUCAACCCUCGUGGAGUGCGUUUUACCCCACAAGAACCUGUUAAAGAAGGUGCUGGUCCUUUGAUUCCCUAUGGCUUGCCUUGCAUUCGAGAAUUAUUUAGAUUUCUUAUUUCUCUCAUUAAUCCCCAUGACAGGCAUAACUCUGAAGCCAUGAUUCACAUGGGACUUUCUCUGUUAACUGUUGCUCUGGAAUCUGGUUCCCAUCACAUUGGAACUUUUCCAUCACUUAUGAAUUUUGUAAAGGAUGACAUGUGCAAGAAUCUUUUCUGGCUUAUUCAGUGUGAUGUUCUUGGACUCUUUACCAUGGCAAUGAGAGUGUGCUUCCUGUUGUUUGAAGGUCUUCGCACAGAAUUAAAAUUCCAAAUGGAGAUGUUUUUCAAGAAGCUCAUGGAUAUCUUGUCACUAGAUCCUCAAAUUGUACCUUAUGAGAAAAGAGAACUCACCCUAGAUGCAGUCAACCAGCUUUUCAGGGUUCCAAAUUUAGUCAUGGAACUCUAUCUGAACUAUGACUGUGAUGUUUACAGCACUAAUGUAUUUGAGGAACUCUGCAAACUUCUCUCUAAGAACGCCUUUCCGUCAGCUGGAAGCCUAUAUAGUGUACAUAUCCUUUCUCUUGAUGCUCUCCUUGCUGUGGUCCAGAACAUCGAAGAACACUGCCACUCUCAGCUUUUAAACACAGCAGAAAAUUCCACAGAUCAAAAUAACUCUGAGAAAUGUCCAAACAAGACGACAGAUGACGAUUCCGGCAUAGAUGACAAAUGUGAUUCAUGCUCACUGAUGUCUCCACCGUCGCCACCAACUUCUGGCUUUGCCAUGGCUAAACAAAUGACAGUGGGUGUUGAAUCACAAGAACUGAGCACACAAGACAGUGCUGCAAAGAGUUGUGAUCAUUAUGGUGAUGACAAGUCUCUGAACUCAUCUCUCGGUCUUCUCUCUUCCCACCUUCCAGCAGUUGAGACUUUGGCCAAACUGAGACAGAGAAAGAAGAUUCUUCAAGCUGGUACUGAGCAAUUCAAUAACAAGGCCAAGAAAGGAAUCGAAUUUCUUCAAGAGCAAGGGUUGCUUUCCUCUCCUCUUAAUCCUGAGGAAAUGGCCAAAUUUUUGCGUGAAAAUCCACGUCUUGACAAGAAAACGAUUGGCGAUUAUCUCGGUGACAAAAAGAACACCAAGGUUCUAGAGGCAUUCGUCCGGUCUUUCCAUUUCCAUGAUUUAAGGGUGGAUGAAGCCCUUCGUUCUUUCUUAGAAAGUUUCCGUCUUCCGGGUGAAAGUCCUGUCAUUGAACACAUUAUAGAGUUCUUCUCUGAAUUGUUUUAUGAAGGUAACCCAGAGCCAUAUGCUAACAAGGAUGCUGUAUUUACGUUGUGCUAUGCUGUCAUUAUGCUGAACGUGGACCAACACAAUUCCAACAUCAAACAACAGAAACCAAUGACAUGCGAGGAAUUUAAGAAAAACCUGAGGAAGACAAAUGGCACGGCGGAUUUUAAAGCAAGCAUGCUGGAGGAAGUGUACCAUGCAAUAAGAAAUGAAGAGAUUGUUAUGCCUUCGGAAAGAAGUGGAAAGAUCAGAGAGAAUUAUGAUUGGAAGGUUUUGUUGCGGCGUAGCAGUAGUCCUGAAGGGAAGUAUAUGCAUGGCUUGGGAAGUAGCUUUGACAAAGACUUGUUUUUAAUAAUAUGGGGUCCUACUGUAGCUGCUUUGUCGUAUGUUUACGAUAACGGGCUGGAAAAGAGCGUCGCACAGAAAGCCAUCGUCGGAUUCAGAAAAUGUGCCCUUAUAUCAGCUCAUUACAGCUUGUCAGAUGUGUUUGAUAACCUGGUUAUUUCACUGUGUAAAUUUACAGCACUGCUUACCCCACCAGAGACUGGGGAGAGUCUAUCAGUAUCGUUUGGUAGAAAUCUAAAGUCGCAGCAAUCAGCGAGGACCCUGUUUGCCUUGGCCCAUCGUCAUGGAGAUAUUCUGCGAGAAGGCUGGAAGAACAUUAUGGAUUGCAUGCUACAACUAUUCAAAGCCAAGUUGUUACCCAAAUCUAUGGUGGAGGCGGAAGACUUUGUUGAAGCGAGCGGGAGAGUUAGUCUUCUACCAGAAGAACUGCCUUUAAUAAGGCAGGAAACAUCCAUAUUUUCAUGGUGGUUUGUGAACCCGGAGCCGGCAAGCUAUAGAGGUCAGACUACAGAAGACAAAGAAGCACAAAAACAAGCACAUACCUGCAUUAGAGAUUGCCAUCCAGAGCUCCUCAUCACAGAGAGCAAGUUUUUGAGACCUGAUUCCUUGAAUGAGCUCAUAAAGGUACUGAUUUACAAUUCAAGUAUUGAGAACCAAGAAUCUGUCCCUUAUGAUGAAGAAGCUGCGGUUUUCUUCCUGGAACUCCUAAUAAGAGUUGUUUUGGAAAACAGGGAUCGUGUGUCAGCAUUAUGGGCCACAGUAAGAGACCAUCUGUCAAACAUUCUCGUUAAUGCAACUCAUCACAGUUCCAUAGUGGAGAGAUCUGUUGUUGGCUUGCUACGGCUGGCAAUUCGUCUCCUGCAUAAAGAGGAAGUAUCCAGUCAAGUUCUUUUAACCUUACGUAUCCUAUUGUUAAUGAAGCAUGAUGUUCUACAAGAUUGUGGCAGGCAGAUUUCAUUCGGACUUCACGAACUCAUCCGGACUAAUGCUUCUAGUAUAACAUGCUCUCGAGACUGGGUCACAGUUUUUGCUUUGCUGGAGUGUGUAGGUGCUGCUGCUUCCCUACCAACUGUUACUUCAAGUAAUGCUUCCAUGUCAACGGCGUCAUCGGAUGUGGGAAGCGAUUUGACAUCGAGAGAUUACGAACUUGCGGACGGAAUAUCCACCUCAGAAAGUGACGGUAGCUCAUUCACAAGUAUUGAGGCGGAUUCAGGUUUGAGCGGAAGUGUUUUAGGAGACACGUGGUUGUUGAUUACAAAACAAAACUCAGAAAGUUCUCCUGCAAACCAGUAUGAAUUAACAGUGGGUGCCAAAUUAAACAAACACGAUAGUAAAUCGUUUGUGAAAUCGUGUCAGAGCUUGGCCUUUUUGAUCCGCGACAACGCUCAUGUCACUAAGGAAAAUUACUUGCAUUGCGUGCACGCACUUCGCUUAUUCUCAGAAGCUAGUCUGAAUGGAGGAGCAGGAUAUCGACAAGAUGGCUGGCAGUUCAAAGAGAGUACAGCUGAUUACAAAGGAAGUUGGGGGCGCUCGAACAAAAAGACAUCAAUGUCAUCUUCACGGUCAAAGAAAGUGAGCCCAACAGGUUUGAGGACACGCAAAUCUACCAAGUCAGCCACCAGUAGUCCAGCCACAAGUGAGGAUGAGGCUGAGAUCGUGGAGACUAUCAACAAUACUUAUGACGCUAUGUCUCUCCAGCUGCUUGAGCUCAUGUACACUCUUCACACUCAUGGAAGAGGUAUUUUUGAUAAAUUCCAAGAUGAACGUAACCAAUUACAGCAGAGCAGCCCCGAUGUACAGGGAAACGACCAGAGCUUGGACUUUCUGUGGACUAAGUGCUGGUGUCCAUUAUUGCAAGGAAUUGCACGCCUUUGUUGUGAUAUGCGCCGGGAUGUGAGAAUGUCUGCCCUUACUUAUCUACAGCGGGCGUUACUCGUUCAAGAUCUUCAAAAUCUAUCUGCCAUGGAAUGGGAAGCAUGUUUUAACAAGGUUUUGUUUCCUAUGCUGUCUCAACUAUUAGAGGUCAAUAGCAAAAGUGAUCCUAUGGGUGUCGAAGAAACACGCAUGAGAGCUGCGACUCUGCUCUGCAAGGUGUUCCUACAGCAUUUGACUCCACUGUUGUCAUUAUCCACUUUCACUGCUCUGUGGUUAACAAUCCUGGAAUUCAUGGAUAAGUACAUGCAUGCAGACAAGAGCGAUCUUCUGUAUGAAGCCAUUCCAGAAUCUCUAAAGAAUAUGUUACUGGUGAUGUCAACAGCAGGGAUAUUCGAUGAAGAGGAAUGUGCAUUAACAGCUGCUUCCCAAAGUGAUAACCGUAAAACACCGGCUAGGCCACAAUCAGACGUACACAAGUACUCUGCCCUAUGGCAGGUCACUUGGGAACGGAUUGACUGCUUCUUGCCCAACCUCCGCCAGGAACUUUUUACACCUCGUUGUCAAUCACCCGUUAGCAACAUCCCUAAAGUGAAGGCUGAGCAGGAGAAAGCAGUUUCGGAGGAAUGCAAUCGUUCCAUGGAUUUGCCUGGUAAUGUUGGUAAACCGGAUAACCAAGACAAACAAGACAAUGAGCAAAGCUCACCUUCGAAAAGCACCAAUAGUAGCAUCUCUUCUCCUCCAGGUGGCGGACAGCAGCAAGUUUGUGUGGUUUUACAACCGCCUCUGCCUUCAUUAGCCAACCGUAGCACCUCUCCAACACACUUGGGCUCCCUAGCAGACAACGUACGCCCCAGCUCAGUCCCCAUUAUUCUGGCUCCCAGUCCAGCACUUUCAUCUGCAGGCCUUUCCUCGCCUCAGGGGUCUCGAUCCCCCACACCUACGGACCCCACCCCUAAGCAGCUAGAAAUGUCAGAAGAUGAUCCAAAGGAAGAUUUGAAGGCUGAUCAAUCAAAUGGCGAGUCAGGAAGCUCUGAUGCGCCUUCACCAGAGAGAACAAAAGCUUCGAUAUAUGACAUCUAGGUUUACUUAGGACAGUUUGAGGACUUCUGUGUGUCCCAAUCACCUUUAAUUUUAUUGUAAAUUAUUUACUUUACCGGCUAAUUGAAAACAGAGGUUAGAGUUAUUUUAAAUGUUUAAAAUCGGUUUCAACUAGGCAGUAAUACGCAUCCCUCCACGUUUUUACAGCUAAUUGAUCAGAGAAAUCGUGAACUGAUGACACCACUUUAUUUGAAAAGGAUUCAAAUCGUUUCUUAACGGGUCAAAGGCCGCCCAGUUGUGGAAUGACAAUUACUUGACCCUUUUUCUCCCAUAGGUGACUAGGGCAGAAUUUCUUCUUACAAUAUCAACACACUAUCAAGCAGACAAAUGACGGCAAUAAAGAAAAUUAUCAA
Stylophora pistillata is the source of this 6390-nucleotide messenger RNA. RefSeq names its product Golgi-specific brefeldin A-resistance guanine nucleotide exchange factor 1. Gene Ontology annotation, molecular function: guanyl-nucleotide exchange factor activity. Gene Ontology annotation, biological process: regulation of ARF protein signal transduction. Lineage: Eukaryota; Metazoa; Cnidaria; Anthozoa; Scleractinia; Pocilloporidae. The record is from RefSeq and is a predicted model, not a curated record.